Aspergillus niger is the source of this 549-nucleotide messenger RNA. RefSeq lists its product as hypothetical. Bases 1 to 549 code for a protein of 182 amino acids. The record is from RefSeq and is a predicted model, not a curated record. The transcript has 2 exons. NCBI's taxonomy places the organism in Eukaryota, Fungi, Ascomycota, Eurotiomycetes, Eurotiales, Aspergillaceae.
AUGCUAGCCACUGCUAGGAACACACUAGAGAGGAGGCACAGCUCGGUUUUGUCUCUGAUAGAUACGAUUUACUGUCAAAUUCAAUUGACGACAGUAGAAAGCACUCCAGCUUGUGACACGUCCAAUUUCCGUACCGCAGUUCAGCUGUGGAGCUGGCCAAAACGGCUGAACCUCAAAUUGUGUGCAUUUGCAGCACGCUACGACUCCGCAAUAGCGCGAUUGCUUUUUACAGGCUUCACCAGCACACAAUACAUCCAGAGAGAUCAUACUUUCGUGCCUCCAGCCGUCUUUCUCAUUAACGCUAUUCAACUGAUUCUCUUGGGAAAGUACUGUGUCAGCAUUGGCCGAGAUUCCAAACCUGACUUUGCCAAUAAGUCGUUCAAGGUACCCAUAAUCAGGAACACCGAUUCAAGAUGGGCUGGUUUGAUGGAAAGUCUUCAUCCUCGUCUUCCCACCGCUCUCAUUCCCGCCGACCCUCUUCCCCCUCACGACGGUCCACUUAUUCAACCCAUCAUCCUCGUCACUCCGCCCCGUCGAUUUUCAGUCUGA